Molecule: messenger RNA, 234 nt
Organism: Penicillium subrubescens
Lineage: Eukaryota; Fungi; Ascomycota; Eurotiomycetes; Eurotiales; Aspergillaceae
Exons: 1
Coding region: 1-234 (77 amino acids)
Source: RefSeq, a predicted model, not a curated record
AUGAAGUUCAUCUUUCCUGCCUUCUUGGCCCUGCCACUUGGAGCCCUCGCUGGCACUGCGCAGUAUUGUCAUAUCGUUAAUGUUGACACGAAAGUCAAUUGCCGGGCAGGACCAUACCUCGAUUCCAAGAUUGUCCGCACCUUUAGCGCAGGUGAAAAUCUGUAUUUUUUGUGCUACAAACGGGGAGACUGCUAUGAGGAUAACUGGUAUGGCAUCUACCCAUUCCUUCAUUGA